AUGAAAAGCUUGACACUUAAACAGCUGGUUGAUACAGCAAGAGCACUUGAAACAUCAGAGUGUCACGCUUGGGACAUGGAAAAUUCUUCCACUCAUGAGCAGAAGUUCGUAGCUUUCAUUCCAAAUUAUUUUAUCAUCACCAGACCACUGUACGACCUAACCAAGCAAGAUAAAGAGUGGACAUGGGGUACAGCAGAGAUAAAAGCAAUGGCUAAGUUGAAGGCAAGCUUGACAAGUGAUCAACUAAUGGCAUACUUUGACAUGAAUGCCAGCACAGAGCUCGUAGUUGAUGCAAGCCCAGUUGGUCUCGCUGCUAUUCUCUACCAAAUCACAGGAGACAAACGCAGAAAAUCUCCUACGCCAGUCGAGUUCUCACUCCAGUAG
Gigantopelta aegis is the source of this 384-nucleotide messenger RNA. RefSeq lists its product as uncharacterized. The coding region runs from base 1 to 384 and encodes 127 amino acids. The transcript is spliced from 2 exons. NCBI's taxonomy places the organism in Eukaryota, Metazoa, Mollusca, Gastropoda, Neomphalida, Peltospiridae. The record is from RefSeq and is a predicted model, not a curated record.